Brenthis ino (lesser marbled fritillary) is the source of this 1401-nucleotide messenger RNA. Lineage: Eukaryota; Metazoa; Arthropoda; Insecta; Lepidoptera; Nymphalidae. The record is from the annotation of a GenBank genome assembly.
AUGGAACGUAAUAUUGUGCAAGUGAAUAAAAAUGCAUGGCAUUUUAUUUUUGGUAAAUGUGCAUUAUCUGAAAUUUACAAAGUGCUAUAUGAUAAAUAUCCAUCAGAAAAUUAUGUUGGAACGUUUGUUGGUAUGAAACCUGCACUGAUUUUAAGAAAUUUAGAAGAUAUUCAAGCAGUUUUGCAAAGUAAUUUCCAAAGUUUUCAUGGUCGUGGUUAUAAGACGAGUCCAAAAGAUGAACUAGCUGACAAUCUGCUACUGAUAGAUGAUUACUGCCGUUGGAAGUUAAUAAGGCAAAAAAUUACACCAGUUUUCACAUCUUUGAAACUUAAGAAUAUGUUCAGUGUAAUAGAACGGUGUGCUACUGAUUUUUCUACGUAUAUCGAUAAACAUAGACAAUCACAGGAAGAAAUAUUUGAAGCAUUGCAUACAUUUACUUCAGCAUCCAUCAGUGCAUCUGUGUUUGGGAUAAAUUCAACCAUUGAAAAUACGAUGGAAUCACCAAUAUUAGACAAAGGUUGGAAACGAAUUAACUCAAUCUUACUUUUUAAUUUGACAUUUGCCCUAUCAAAUAUCUGUCCAAAAUUACAUAGCUUACUCAAUUUGAAGGUAUUUAGUCAACAUAAAGAUUUUUUUAUUGGUAUUAUGAAGUGUAUAUUAAAAAAUCGUCGGGAAACAAAUGAUAAGAGACAUGACUUCAUAGAUACAUGCUUGGAAUUACAAAGUCAAGGAAAAAUGUGUGACGUUUCAACAGGGUACGAAAUAAACUCAUCUGAUGAAAUAUUGGCUGCCCAGGCGUUUUCGUUCUUCAUAGCUGGUGUGGAUACAGCAGCUAACUCAUUAAACUUUACUUUGACAGAACUUUCUAACAAUUCAAAUAUUUUAAGAAAGUUACACAAUGAAAUAGAUAACGUUUUUGAUGAAACAAAAGACAGAAUGACAUAUCAGGACCUGAAGAAAAUGGAAUAUUUGGAUAUGGUUGUAAAUGAAUCAAUAAGGAAAUAUCCACCAAUCGGUUUAAUGCAACGAUUAUGUACAAAAGACACUGUCUUACCUAGUGGAGGCCCUAAAAUUGAAAAAGGUUCAAUUGUGAUUAUUCCUAUUUAUGGCUUGCACAGAGAUGCCAAAUAUUUCCCGGAUCCCGACAACUUUGAUCCAGAACGAUUUGCUCCAGAGAAUAUUGCAAAAAUUGUGAAAUUCAGCUAUCUACCAUUUGGGGAAGGAAAUCGAAUUUGCCUAGGUGCAAGAUUUGCACAUCUGCAAAUGAAAGCGUGUCUCGCCCGCUUACUGCGACGCUACACUCUGAGAGGGUACAAUUAUACGCCACAGCGUUUCGAGCCGAGCUUCUUUGGUAUGCGCGACUCAAAGGCCCGUUACGACUUAAUUGCUAGAAAUUGUGCU